AUGAACAUAGAUAAAUAUUAAGGAGAUAGCAUUGGACUUAGAUUGAGAGUUUAAAGAAAGACAAAUACUUUGUGGAAUAUAAAAUUUAUAAAAUUAUAAUAAAUUAUAUUCCAAUAAUUCCUUAGUGAUUUUCUCACUCAAUUUUAGCAUGUGAAAAAGAUUCUCUCUUAUUCGUUAUUAUUGAAUUCUCUUGAAUAAAAAUAUCAUUUCAUGUUCAAAAGUUAAUUGUAUAGUGAACAAAUCCCAACUGAGAAGAUAAAGAAACGAAAAAAUUCCUAUAUCGAUUCGAGUCACUCAACUGAAAUAUAGGAGAAUGGUUUUAUUGAAAUGUUAGAAUUAAUAAAUCUAGAAAAUAAGGUCUAGGUAGAAUCUGAUUAUCUAGAAGGGCUUCUAGACCCUUCAGUUAAAAGAAUAGUUGAUUAUAAUAAUUGUUAUAAUAAGGAGUUGUUUGACUCUUUGAUACAGGACCGAAUAGAUUUGGGAAAUAGCCUAGCCAAACACCUAAUCAAUGAUAAAUCCAGAGCCUUGAUGGUUGAUUGGAUGAUUAAAGUUUUUGGCUGUCGCAACUUCACCAAUGAAAAUACUUUUUUCAGAGCUGUUAACUUGAUGGAUGCCUACCUCAAGAACACUGAAUAAUAAUACAAUGACUCAGAUAUCUACCUGAUAGGUGUCACCUGUAUAUUCAUUGCUUCCAAGGUUGAAGACAUUGAAUGUUUUGACAUUGAAACAAUAAUAAUUGAUCUUUCACAUAAUAAAUUCUCCGCCUAUUAAAUCAAAACAAUGGAAAAGGACAUACUAGAAACUUUGAAUUACAACACUAAUUUUCCAACUCUUAACGAAUACUUAUAAUAUCUAAAAUUUUAAUUAUUUGGAUAGUCUUAAAAUUAAUCUGUAUAAUCCAUUUAUGAUACAGCCAGCCAUAUCCUGAAAUUGUGUUGCCAUGAUUUCUAAAUGAUGUAGUGUCAAUAGAUGCUUUUGGCUGCCAGUAUCUUGGGAUACACAAUUUAUAAAUACAUAGAGUUGCAUCAGUCUAGUAAGGAGGAAUAAGAAAAGAAAAAUAAGAAUUAAAAACAAUAGAUAAAUAAUCUCAUUAGAAUUGGAUAAUUGAAAUUUGAUGAGUAUUUGAAUUGUUUCAAGAAGGUGGAAUAGGUGAUUUCAUUCUUUGAAAGAUAGUAUCCGAGGUGCGUGAACCUACAAAAAAUUAACAUUCAAAAUUGAUUUGAAUUUUUUAUAAUUUUUAUCU
Messenger RNA from Paramecium tetraurelia, 1243 nucleotides. RefSeq lists its product as uncharacterized. The transcript has 3 exons. Gene Ontology annotation, biological process: regulation of cyclin-dependent protein serine/threonine kinase activity; mitotic cell cycle phase transition. Lineage: Eukaryota; Ciliophora; Oligohymenophorea; Peniculida; Parameciidae. Gene Ontology annotation, cellular component: cytoplasm; cyclin-dependent protein kinase holoenzyme complex; nucleus. The record is from RefSeq and is a predicted model, not a curated record. Gene Ontology annotation, molecular function: cyclin-dependent protein serine/threonine kinase regulator activity.